Molecule: messenger RNA, 5358 nt
Organism: Hippoglossus stenolepis (Pacific halibut)
Lineage: Eukaryota; Metazoa; Chordata; Actinopteri; Pleuronectiformes; Pleuronectidae
Product: HMG box-containing protein 1
Exons: 13
Coding region: 730-2400 (556 amino acids)
Biological process (GO): regulation of transcription by RNA polymerase II
Cellular component (GO): nucleus
Molecular function (GO): DNA-binding transcription factor activity, RNA polymerase II-specific; protein binding; RNA polymerase II cis-regulatory region sequence-specific DNA binding
Source: RefSeq, a predicted model, not a curated record
GAAAGUUCAUUGAAAUCGUUUGUGGCUUUAAACGCGUUGAAUGUGACGAGUGUUCGCCGCAGAUGACAGAUUAGUCUUUAAACUCGACCCGGGGACGAUGAGCGGAAGCUGUCAACGUGUGGUUUGGGUCGUAAACACGUCCUCGCUCCUCGUCGCGCAGCUUCAUUGUUGUUAGCUGCUGGUUUCGUGCUAACUGGCUCUGCGCGACAAGAUGGCUCGUCUGUUUUUAAAAAAAGUGUUCGCUCGUGUUUCCCCCCCACGCUCGCAACCGCAGACACGUCGGUGACUCGUCUGUUACAUUCAAUAAAAGGGUUUGGGCUGGCUGUCGUCGACGAAACUUCAGCUUUCAGCAGCACUUUUUGGUUUUCUCGCUUGCUUUGUUUUGAAGUUUGACAAAGUGCAGAAACGUGGCGACAGCUAUCUCUUGUUAUCAGUGUAUCACGUCACAGCAGACAUGUUGUUCUCUGUGGUUAAUGUGGUGCGUGUUUGACUCGUUCGCAUCCGCUGACUUCACACGUAUCGUCGCUUGCCCGUCCGCGUUGAAUGAAUGAGCUUCGUCUGCGCGUGCGCACGGAAUCUGAAAGUUUAUAAACAAGAGGGAGUCACAUGACGACACAUUGCGAAAUAGAUCAACACGCUCCCGUCGCCGUUUGAAACGCGACUGUUUCACGGCGGUGUUUACCUGAAGUCCACAUCCCCCGGAUCGAUGAACGCCAUGGAUCUUUGGGAAUGUGUCUAAACUUAGAUGGCAGCCGGCCCACUGUGACCCCUGUGUCCCCGCGUCACCCCCAAACCAUAUACCGCUCCCACAGGAUCAUGUUCCCCCUCGUCUGUGUGGGUGGGAAGUUUAUUGACAUCAUGGUGUGGGAGGUGGUGACCCCAGCUGUGCUGUCCGGCGACCCCAAAAACCACAAGGUCCGGGAGCCAGAGCUUCAGGCUGAACACACGGUAGUGAUGACGGAUUUAGAAGGAGACCAGUCACAUGAGCUGCUCCGCUGUGACGAGCACUUCCCCUCCUCACCUGGCGGCCCCACCAGUGACAGCCACAUGGAAUAUGAUGACCUUCCAGAUUUACAGGAGGUUCGGGAGGAGGCGGAGCCAACCGCGCCACCUGUUUACCAGGUGGAGGUGGGUGUGUCCCACCAGUGUGUCCCACCAGGAGGUGCAUACGCAAUGGCACACAGCCCACAGCCUCCUGACACACGCUGGCUCACGCAGCUGGCUCACAUCGCCACCGGGCCCCAGAGCCCUCUGCUGCAGGGGUCGCCUCACAGCAGCUCCUCUCUGGUCUGCAUCUCCAGGAUCAGCAGUGAUCUACAUUCCUACGCCCGGCCUCCUCCUCCUCCUCUCCCCAGCAGCUCCCUGUCGCCCCCUCGAGGCCACGGGAGGGAGCGUCGACACAGCAGGACGAGCAGUGAAUGUGGCUCUGCCGUGUCAACCAGAUCCUCUCUCUCCGAUGACGAAGACAUGGGCUGGAGCUUCUCCUGGCCCCCCACCGCCUGGCACUGUUUUCUCAAAGGCACUCAUCUGCGUUUCCACAGUGGCCGUAACGUGGAGUGGCAGGAAGCUGAGGAGUUGGAUUCUGCUGAGAAAGUCUCUUCCAAUAAGCAGCAGUCCAGAUCUCUGAAGAGUUACGGCUCUGAGGGUCUGCAGCUGGUGGAGCGCUCGGAGGCGGUGUUGUCUGGUCACGCCGUCCUACAGCUGACCUUUGACCCCGGUGCAUUUGGACAUGUGCCUAUGACCGCCAGGUGCCAACUCGACCACCCCUUCUAUGUGAAAAACAAAGGAUGGUCAUCCUUCUACCCGAGUUUGACUGUGGUGCAUUAUGGGAUACCAUGUUAUGAAAUGGAGGUAGGAGACGUUUGCCUGCCUCCAGGACACAGAGAUGCCAAACACACGGACGACUCACUGGUCUUCGACGCCUUUAGGAGUCACGACUUCACUCCUCUGGACUCCUCUGCGGUUUACGUGCUGAGCAGCAUGGCCAGACGGCGGCGAGCCUCCCAGUCCAGCGCAGGAGCCGUUUCUCCAGACAGAGACGCGCCACAUGGUGGAGAAGCCCAGAGUCCCAGCCACGCCCGCUCUCCUCAUCAAAAGCCAAUCAGGGGCCAGUCUGCCGGUGCACAGGGAGGAAGCAAUGCCCCGCCUGUUAAGUGCAAGCGGCCGAUGAACGCCUUCAUGCUGUUCGCCCAGAAGUUCAGGGUGGAGUACACGCAGAUGUACCCGGGAAAGGACAACAGAGCGAUCAGUGUCCUUCUUGGCGAGCACUGGAAGAAAAUGCGAAGUGAGGAGCGGCGGGCGUUCACAGUACAGGCCAAAGCCCUCGCAGACGAACAGAAAAGACUCAACCCGGACUGCUGGAAACGCAAACGAACCAACUCUGGUUGUCAGGGAAAUUAAGGCCACGGAGAUGAAAAGAGGACACAUAUAGGACAAAUAUGACAAAGUGACAAAGAAAAGAAAAACCGUGCUCAACCUAAUACUUUGCUUCGAUAUAAGAUUUGAUUAACAGACUGGCCUUGAUCUCCCAAAGCGAGGAUUUACUUCCGCUUUUUUAAAAAGAUUCUCACAAACCUUGUCUCGGUCAAAACGAGAGGCAGUGUCUGCUUUCAAAAAAUGUCCCCUUCCUCUCACUUGCUUUUAGAAUGUACAUUAUAUUCUUACGGUGAAUGAAAACAAGGUGACUCCAUCUUCAGUCAGGACACUUUACCAAACUAGAUGAAGACGCAGAUCAUCAGGGUUCUUGCUACAACUGGAACUCCACAAAUGAUUACAGGAAUGUGACAAGAAUAUUAAAUUAAAUAAGUCUGAUGAUUUUAAGUCUCUCAUGCUUGGGUGGGCGUUGUGGUGCUGUAGCAUUUAAGUCGAAAAUGUAGCAAUUUUCCCCAAAUUGUACUUUAUAUACAAAGAAAUAUACAAAAUAUUUACCGCUUUUUUUACUUGCAAUUGGUGUAUUUCACAAGAGUUAACAUUUUAACUUUGUUUUCAUGUAAUUCAUCCUGAAAAAUGUAAUAAUUAAAUUAGAACGACACUCAGUAAAGCUCAUACCUCCGCCAAGGCCAAACAAAAUAUAACAAAAAUAAAAUUCUGCACCAAAACUACAACCUAUGAAACCACAUGUGAAUCCCCUAGGUUGGGAUUUUUUAUUGGAUCUGCGCCAAAUUCAGCAAACUCUUGAGAUAUCAGUCACCUGAUGCCGGGUUAUUUUCAUCAAGAUCCAUGAAUGAUUCCCUGGAGAAUUGGUUUAAAUAAAAAUCCCGGAUCCAUCCCUUUGUCCAGAUCUGCACCAACAUUUAAUUGGUUCUCUCUCGCCCCAUUUCCUACUCUUCCUCCAAACUGACAUCAGUUCAGUAGUUUUGUGUAAUCGUGCUCACAAACCUACAAACAAAUGGACAGUGGUGAAAUCAUAACCUCCUUGGCGAAGGUAACACGAGUACAUCACAAAUCCUCGACUGGCUUACAGGCUGUAUUUACCUCAACUUCACAAAUAAUCAGGCCUUAAAAUAUAGACAGUUUAAUCAGUUUAAAUGCUUUUGUAAAAAAAAAAAUCUCCAUCUAGCUCUGAUCUGUUUUGAAUUUUUAACAUUGAAAGCCUUUCUAGCGGAUCAGGAUUCAGAAUGCCUUUACUUACCUUUAGAAGGCUUUUAUUUUGAAAAAGGAGUUUCCUGUGUGAAAUGCAGUGUAAUGAGAAAGUGGCUGUUGUGGAAAUGCUGAUAAUGCCAAAAGUACCACAAUCGCCAUUGUAGUACAGGUACUAUUAACAUCAUUUCCCUCCAAAUGGUCGUUAGCCAAAUCGUUAGCUCCAUGUUACUGCCUUCUCAUUGUGCCAUAAUAACAUGUUUUUAAUGUGUUCUGUCAAAGCUUGUUUGUGUAUAAUCAAAGAAACAUGAAUGCAGGAGAGGGUUCAUGUUUCUCACAGCUUCAUAAAAAGCUUUAUUUAAGAAGUGUUCAGAGAAAUAUCAUCUACCAGCGUCAGACUGGUCAGAAAAACAACUUUGACUUUCAGUGUCAAAAUAGUACAAGAUAAUUUAAAACCAGUUGUAGCACUUUUCAGUUCUGAACAGACAGAGCUGAUUAGAUAAAUGAUGUGGAAACAAAUUUGUCGAAGCUGUUUAUGUAUUUGUCAUAUUUAAAAAGAAAUCUAUUUUUUGUGUGUAUUUGAAUCGAGGUGUUUUGGUGUUUUGGAUUUUUUAAGGUCAGAAAAGCAACAGACAGUCAUUCUCAUCUCUUUAAAACUCAGCAUUUCAAUUUGUCACAACCCCCCUCCCUUGGUUGAAAAGAUGGAGGGGAGUGUUGCUCUCAGAGCUCUGAGGAGUUGGGACUUAUUUUGAGCUUGAAACAAACUGUUGCACACAAAGAGUUUUUAAAAACAGACACAGUUGAGGAGCUGUUAGAGUAAUUAGACGAUAAUACGACAAGACAGCCCUGGGCCCUCGAGGACUUACUGGAUAUUAGGCUUCUGACCACCGACUGUCUGUCUGAAGAUCUGUCUAAAUGCCUGAAAAGUAAGACCCAGGACUAAGAAAGCGAAAACACGUUGAGUAAAAUGUUUCCUUUCAUAAAAACCCAGCGUCGUUAAAGUGAUAGUACAUGUACCUCAAAUACUGAGUCGAUACUCAUGGUGUGCAACAUGGUGUGACUGUAUGAAUCUGUGUGUUCAUGUGUGAAGGCAGGAAUCUGCUUUGGGUUUCAAUCGUAGACUGUUUAUAAAGAUGGACGACAUGAUGGCUCCCUAAAAGUGAAGCCAAAGUGUCUGGAUUGCCCCCUGGUGGCUGGCUGCAGUAGGUCUUAAAUCAUGCCUCCUAGAUGUUAGUGGAGGGGACAUGAGGCAAACUAAAAAGUCAAAGAUGGUUUCUGUCAUUUUUAGUUAUCACACUGAUGUUUGUUCAUUUUGGUUUUCAUCAGUUAAUUGAUGCUAUGAAAACAGGGUGAAACUGGCUUUGAAUGACAUCAGAAGCACAAAAUGGCAGCAUCCGUAUCCCAGAUGUUUGACGCCCAUCUUUAUUCACAGUCUGAUUUCAAUGCUUGAAAAAAAAAAUUGUUUUUACAGAAAAAAAAGAAUAUUUCCAGAAUAUUUCCAGCGCUCACUCUCACUGCAUAACGAGGUUUAUUCUUAAUGCACUAUAUACACUUUAUCUUUUGUGACUGCUACAGUAUCACGUGUCAUGACAAAUAUUAAUAUGACUAUACAGAAAUAUAUAUAUUUUUUGGUUCUGACUUAAUCUUUGUUACGCUUUCAUGGUUGUGCUUUGAUUAUUUGACUUUUGUAUGUCGUUGUGAUCGUGUCGUGUACAGGUCCAUCAGGGGAGACAAUGCAAUAUAUUGUAUUAUAGUAUAAAUAAAAGCAUGAGAAAUUUA